Macrobrachium nipponense is the source of this 1016-nucleotide messenger RNA. Its product is annotated as neurotrophin 1-like. The record is from RefSeq and is a predicted model, not a curated record. The coding region runs from base 69 to 782 and encodes 237 amino acids. The transcript has 2 exons. Gene Ontology annotation, biological process: central nervous system formation; innate immune response. Gene Ontology annotation, cellular component: extracellular region. Lineage: Eukaryota; Metazoa; Arthropoda; Malacostraca; Decapoda; Palaemonidae. Gene Ontology annotation, molecular function: Toll binding; growth factor activity.
CUCGUAUAUAAACCUGUUCCUUUAGGGAUUUCGGCACAGUUCCUGUGGGGCGAAUCAGUUGCGUAGACAUGGUUAUAAGGUUUAUGGUUUUGCUGACUGUGUUGGCCACUGCCUUGACUGACCAGAGCUCUCACGUCAGGGUGAGCCAUGGAGGCUCUUCAGUCGCCUACAGCGGCCACCACACCCACCACCACAGACCGUCUUAUCAUCCUCAACCCUCUUAUCACUCCCAACCAGCAAGCUACCACGAGCCUCAGCAUAAACACGAAGAACCGGAGGUCCCGUCCUGCGCAGCAAACACCACGAAGCCCUGGUGCCUCGAGGAUCCCGAGUACCCAACCUACGAGAUCAAACAUGCUGCCGAGUACCACUACAAAAAGGUUCUCUCCCUCUAUGCCGACGUUGCCGACCUCAACACCGAGCUCUCGGUGGAGAGACCAAACACCCUGGAGGAGGAGACCUACCUCUGCCCCUCCGAGACCUCCUACGUCAGGCCCUUGAGGGCACAAAACACCGUCGGCAAAUGGAGGGUCAUCGUCAACAGCAUCGACGUCCAUUACGAGACUCUCACUCAGACGACUCGCAUCGAGGAAUGUCUCACUUCCGGGGAGGCUUGUCCCAAGGUCCCUGACUGCUACGACUCCAAGUGCCUGCAGAAGUCCAUCUACCACCGCUUCCUCGUCUACGAUCCCUACGACCAGUACUUCCCCUUCGCCAUUGAAUCCUUCAAGCUGCCUGCAAGCUGCGCUUGCCUCCUGGGAGCCUAUACCAUUGACCACUAAGGAGUCACAAAAGUUUAGAACAAACUUUGUCAAUUUCCAUGAAUCAUUCUUCUAUUCAUUAGUUGGCUUCAAAGCUAGUUCUGGGUAAAAUGACGUCACAGGCUGUGACAGAGUAUUCGUGAAGAAAGCAGUUCUCUAGUCAUCUCGCUGUGAUAAUUGGUCUUCAUUUCAUAAUUUAUUUUAGACGUACAACUUUUUCGUGUAUCACAUGGAACUAAUACAUUAAAAAUAAUA